AUGUGUGAAAUUUCUGAACUUCAGGCGCUGGCUAGGGAGAUAUGCGCGGCGACAAACCUCAUCACAGGGCAUGAUGCCCUCGCCGGAGACUCUCAUUCAUCAUCAUCUGAUGAUGCUCCCCUUAAUGUACGAGAUGCCAGACAAAGAGUCCUCAACUCCGCCGCAAAAAUCCAGCAGUUGAUCAGCGAACCUACAGAAUUCCUUGUCAACCUAUCGGUUGAGUACCAAUUAAUUGCAAGUAUUCAAUGGCUCUGUCACUUCCAGGUGCUCGCGGCGAUUCCUCUGCAAGGUUCAGUCCCAUUCUCCGACUUGGCCAGUGUCUGUACACUGCCUGAACGCCGCCUUCGUAGUGUGGCACGCAUGGCAAUGACAAGAAACUUCUUGUGUGAGCCAGUUCCGGGCCAUGUCGCCCACAACGCCGUUUCCCGCCUGUUUGUCACCAAUCCUGCCUAUCUGGGAUGGACAAGGUUUAUGACCGAAUUCUACAUGCCGGUCGCGUCUAAGUUCUCCGAAGCCACUGAGAAAUGGGGAGACACAGUUGCCGGGAACCAAACCGCAGUCAACUUGGCCAUGAACACCCAAUUGACAGCGUUCGACUUUAUCACCCAAUCUCGCGAAUGGGGCAGGUUAUUCUCCGCGUAUAUGAAGGGUGUUCAAGCAAGCAGGGCGACAAAUGUGAAGCAUGUGGUCGCGGACUAUGACUGGGAAGCCAUGGGGAAGGCACUAGUGGUACAUAUAGAUGGUGCUCCGGGGAAUGUCUGCAUCGCUUUGGCAGAAAGUUAUCCUGCACUUAGCUUCAUAAUUCAAGACACACCAGAGACUGUGGGAAACUGUCGAGGCCUUCUCCGUUCUCAGCCAGAGAACGUUCGCAAGCGCAUCACGACCGCUGCACACCGUGCUCUGGAGCCACAGACCGUGACAAACGCCGACGUAUAUCUCCUUCGUAUGGUGCUUCACAAUCACACUGACGACGAAGCGUCUCGUAUUCUCGCCAAUCUGGUCCCGGCAUUGAAGCAGAACCCCUCUGCGCGAAUUUUGAUUGUCGACACUCUACUCCCCGAGCCCGGGAGCAUUGGAAUCGUGGAUGAAGGUCUUGCACGCUACCGGGACAUGACGAUGAUGGAAGUUUUCAAUACAAAGGAGCGUGACAGGCAGGAGUUUGAGGAUAUUCUAAACAAGGCCUCUGACGGGGAGGGAAAACUGGGUAUUGUGGGUGUGCGAAGGUCACCCGGGAGUACAUUGUCCGCCAUUGAGGUCUCAUACCAUGCCUACAAUGCAGGCAAUGCUUUGUGA
Coccidioides immitis RS is the source of this 1293-nucleotide messenger RNA. RefSeq lists its product as uncharacterized. The coding region runs from base 1 to 1293 and encodes 430 amino acids. The transcript has 3 exons. The record is from RefSeq and is a predicted model, not a curated record. Gene Ontology annotation, molecular function: O-methyltransferase activity. Lineage: Eukaryota; Fungi; Ascomycota; Eurotiomycetes; Onygenales; Onygenaceae.